Cucurbitaria berberidis CBS 394.84 is the source of this 1980-nucleotide messenger RNA. RefSeq names its product polysaccharide lyase family 4 protein. The record is from RefSeq and is a predicted model, not a curated record. The transcript has 2 exons. Gene Ontology annotation, molecular function: carbohydrate binding; catalytic activity. Lineage: Eukaryota; Fungi; Ascomycota; Dothideomycetes; Pleosporales; Cucurbitariaceae. Gene Ontology annotation, biological process: carbohydrate metabolic process. The coding region runs from base 1 to 1980 and encodes 659 amino acids.
AUGCACAUCUUCAAGAUUGCCACCUCACUCCUCCUACCAUCGAUAACGUGGGCCUUCAUGCAUGCAACGGAGAAUAAUAGCAGCCUUACUAUCGCCAACGACCGCCUUGUUGCUUCCGUGAGCAAGCUCCGCGGUGCCGUCAAUAGACUCACCCUUGACGGACAGAAUCUGCUCGGUUCUGAAUCAGGAAAUGUUGGCAUAGGGCCCUACCUGGACUGCUAUUGUACUCCAGCUGGAUUUUGGACCCCUGGUCGUGGGAGAAAUGUCAGCUAUCAGCUCUACCAAGGCACAGACUCGGCUGGAAAGAAGUAUGGCGGCAUUAGCAUGGGCGAAACAUACGCUCCAACCGGCCAGCGCCUGGAGCAGUACUGGUUCCUAAAAGAAGGCGAAACUGGACUCCAUACAUUCAGUCGUGUUGCGUACUACAACAAGACGACGCCUUUCCUACGCAACCUCCAAGAACUCCGGACGAUGUUCAGACCAAAUCACGACCCACCACUAUUCACCCAUUUCGUCACCAACGAGGACUUCGCCGCUCCCAGGCCGAACACAGAAGGCCAAAUUACGGUCCAGGAUGCUACUUGGUAUUUACCUAACAAAGAUGAUCCGUACGUGAAAGGCGUAGGCGACUACUUCACAAAGUACACUUUCCAGGACACAUGGCGGGAUCACAAAGCUCACGGAAUGUGGGCCGAUGGCUCAGGGAGUAACGGUACAACAUUCGGCGCAUGGCUGGUGCACAACACUGUUGAGACGUACUUUGGCGGCCCCCUGCACUCAGACCUUGUAGUUGACGGCAUAGUAUACAACUAUAUGUCAAGCAAUCAUCACGGGGACCAGACGCCCAACAUCACAGACGGCUUCGACCGCACCUUCGGACCGCAGUACUUCCAUUUCAAUAAGGGUGGCUCGCUCAACGAACUCCGACGAGACGCAGAGCAAUAUGGACUCAGGCCUGAGUGGAAUGCAAAGUUCUACGACUCUAUUGCGAAACAUGUCCCAAAUGUUGUUCCUACUUCUGCACGUGGAACAUUCAAAGUCAGAAUUGAUCUUCCAAAAGGAGCAAAGAAGCCUAUUGCGGUCCUCGCACAGAAUGGGGUUGAUUACCAAGACAACGUUUAUGACACGAAAGCAUUACAGUACUGGGGAAACAUCGACAAAAAGGGGGAAGUCACCAUUCCUCGCGUGAAAGCUGGGACAUAUCGACUCACUAUACACGCUGAUGGUGUGUUUGGUGACUAUAUCCAGGAUGACGUUGCCAUUGUCGCUACCAAAACGGCUUCAGUACACGCCAAAUGGACAGCAGAGUCUUCUGGAACCGAGCUGUGGCGUAUCGGCGUGCCUGACAAGUCUUCAGGUGAAUAUCGACACGGUUACGCGCCGUCUCCAACUCAUCCUCUGCUUUCGGAUGAGUAUCGACUAUAUUGGGCACACUACGACUUCGUCACUGAGUUCCCGGAAGGCGUCAAGUUCAAAGUCGGCAAGGACGACGCAGCAAGCGCAUUGAAUUAUGUCCAUUGGUCUACCUACGGCGGCAAGGCAAAUUACGAGCGUCCUACGCCUGUAUACGACAAUAUCAACAACUGGACCAUCCUUUUCGACACAAAGGCACAUCAGCUAAAAGAGAAGAAGACGGCGACGUUCACCGUGCAGCUUGCAGGCGCCAAAACAGCAGCCGGCAACACCGACAUCUUCAACGCCUCAGAGCCCUACUCCAACCUCCCAUACACCGUAAACGUGAACGGCAAGGAUCUAGAGCCGUGGGUCAUCCCGUACCAUCACAGCUCCUCCUGCGCGGUCAGGUCAGCAGUCAUCUGUUACAAUAUCGCGCACAAGUUUUCGUUUGACGCGCAGUUGCUGAAGAACGGAGAGAAUACGUUUGUGCUCAGUUUACCGUAUAAUGCGACGAAUUACGAGAGUGCGCUACUGCCUGAGAGCGUGUAUGUGCAGUAUGAUGCGCUGAGGUUAGAAGUAAAGUAG